Coregonus sp. 'balchen' is the source of this 29965-nucleotide messenger RNA. The record is from the annotation of a GenBank genome assembly. Lineage: Eukaryota; Metazoa; Chordata; Actinopteri; Salmoniformes; Salmonidae.
AUGUCAGCUAUCAACAAGCUGGUAUUAGUCUUCCCUCCUCUCCCUCUCCUUCUUUCGGUCUUUUUCUCAAACAGUGUUUAUAUAUCUUCUUUUCUUAUCUGUAAUUUUGUCUUUUAAUCAUUAGAUGUUUUAUUUGUUUUUACCAUUGUGUUUUAAUUAAUACUUUUACGUUCUAUCCUCUGGGAAUACAUUGUUCAAAUGUAUUUUUUUCCCCAAAUAAAUUCAAUUCAGAAAGUAUUCACACCACUUGACUUUUUUGACAUUUUGUUGUGUUACAAAGUGGGAUUAAAAUUGAUUGAAUUGUCUUUUUUUGUCAACGAUCUACACAAAAUACUCUGUCAAAGUGGAAGAAAAAUUCUAACAUUUGUAAAACAUUUAUAAAAAAUUUGAAAACAUAAUUCAACCCCCUGAGUCAAUACAUGUUAGAAUCACAUUUGGCAGCGAUUACAGAGUCUUUCUGGGUAAAUCUCUAAGAGCAUUCCACACCUGGAUUGUACAAAACAUUUCCAUUAUUCUUUUCUAAAUUCUUCAAGCUCUGUCAAAUUGGCUGUUGAUCAUUGCUAGACAACCAUUUUCAGGUCUUGCCAUAGAUUUUCAAGCAGAUUUAAGACAAAACUGUAACUCGGCCACUCAGGGACAUUCACUGUCUUCUUGGUAAGCAACUCCAGUGUAGAUUUGGCCUUGUGUUUUAGGUUAUUAUCCUGCUGAAAGGUGAAUUCCUCUCCCAGUGUCUGGUGGAAAGCAGACUGAACCAGGUUUUCCUUUAGGAUUUUGCCUGUGCUUAGAUCCAUUCCGUUUCUUUUUUAUCCUGAAAAGCUCCCCUGUCCUUAACAAUUACAAGCAUACCCAUAACAUGAUGUUUCUUCACCACUAUGCUUGAAAAUAUGGAGAGUGGUACUCAGUAAUGUGUUGUAUUCGAUUUGCCCCAAACAUAACACUUUGUAUUCAGGACAAAAAGUGAAUUGCUUUGCCACAUUUUUUGCAGUAUUAUUUUAGUGCCUUGUUUGGAAUAUGUUUAUUCUGUACAGAAAUUCACUGCUCGACUGGGGGACCUUACAGAUAAUUGUGCAGUAUAUCUGGGGUACAGCGAUGAGGUAGUCAUUAAAAAAAAUCUAAAAUCACUUAUUUAGGCUUGCCAUAAGAAAGGGAUUAAAUACGUAUUUCAGACAUUUUCAUUUUUAAUUAAUUUGUUAAAAAAAUCGAAAAACAUCAUUCCACUUUCACAGUAUGGGGUAUUGUGUUUAGGCCAGUGACAAAAAAAGUGUAUCAUUUUUUAAUUCAGGCUGUAACACAACAAAAUGUGGAAAAAGUCUGGGGUGUAAAGGCACUGUAAAUUAUCUUUCCAGUCAAGGCCAGCUGUGAGGGCCUUUCUCUUUCGUCAUAAACAUAUGUAUCCCUUUUUUCUUUCAGCUUCCCUUUCUUCCCUCUCCCUAUAUUAUGGUUCUGUAUUAUUUUCCUAAUGGGGAUUUAGUUUUAACAUGCUCUCUGAUUUGGGCAAUUUUCCUAUCAGGCUGUGAGAUAUAUUUUGCAAAUAUCUCCAUGAAUAUUUCUCUCUCCUUCUCUCCCUCCCUUCUCUCCCCCCCAUCCCCCUCUUCUCCCUCUCCCAGGUGAAUCUGUUUGUGCUGUUGUCAGUGGUGUGUGUUCUCCUCAACCUGGCCGGCUUCAUCCUCUGCUGUCAAGGGGCUCAGCUGGUCUCCACCAUGACCAACUGCCAACUGGUGAGACACACACACACAAACACACACACACACACACACACACACACACACACACACACACACGCAGGCAUCACACGCAAACACACUCUUUCUCUGAUUUGAUGUGUGUGUAGGUGUUUGAUUAGUUGAGUGUGUGUGCAGAUGUGAUGAUGUUGUGUGUAUGUGUUUGAUUAUGGUGUGAGACAGACAACGAUUGGGGAUAAGUGGAUCAUGAUUAUCAGGGAUCUAUUUCCACAUUUGUUUGUGUGUUGUUAUUAUAGGGGGCAUUUAGAUGUCUUAGGUGGCAGGCUGUACUCCUGUAUUCAUUCUCUCUCUCUCUCUUUCGCUGUCUCGCUCGCUCACUCACACACACACACACACACACACACACCACACACACACACACACACACACACACACACACACAGCUUCUUGCAUUCAGAAGGUACAGUGGCUUGCGAAAGUAUUCACCCACCUUGGCAUUUUUCCUAUUUUGUUGCCUUACAACCUGGAAUUAAAUUUGAUUUUUUGGGGGGGUUUGUAUCAUUUGAUUUACAUAACAUGCCUAUCACUUUGAAGAUUAAAAAUAUUUUUUGGGUGAAACAAACAAGAAAUAAGACAAAAAAACAGAACUUGAGCGUGCAUAACUAUUCACCCCCCCAAAGUCAAUACUUUGUAGAGCCACCUUUUGCAGCAAUUACAGCUGCAAGUCUCUUAGGGUAUGUCUCUAUAAGCUUGGCACAUCUAGCCACUGGGAUUUUUGCCCAUUCUUCAAGGCAAAACUGCUCCAGCUCCUUCAAGUUGGAUGGGUUCCGCUGGUGUACAGCAACCUUUAAGUCAUACCACAGAUUCUCAAUUGGAUUGAGGUCUGGGCUUUGACUAGGCCAUUGCAAGACAUUAAAAUGUUUCAACCUUAAACCACACAAGUGUUGCUUUAGCAGUAUGCUUAGGGUCAUUGUCCUGCUGGAAGGUGGACCUCCGUCCCAGUCUCAAAUCUCUGGAAGACUGAAACAGGUUUCCCUCAAGAAUUUCCCUGUAUUUAGCGCCAUCCAUCAUUCCUUCAAUUCUGACCAGUUUCCCAGUCCCUGCCGAUGGAAAAACAUCCCCACAGCAUGGUGCUGCCACCACCAUGUUUCACUGUGGGGAUGGUGUUCUCGGGGUGAUGAGAGGUGUUGGGUUUGUGCCAGACAUAGCGUUUUCCUUGAUGGCCAAAAAGCUAAAUUUUAGUCUCAUCUGACCAGAGUACCUUCUUCCAUAUGUUUGGGGAGUCUCCCACAUGCCUUUUGGCGAACAGCAAACGUGUUUGCUUAUUGUUUUCUUUAAACAAUGGCUUUUUUCUGGCCACUCUUCCGUAAAGCCCAGCUCUGUGGAGUGUACGGCUUAAAGUGGUCCUGUGGACAGAUACUCCAAUCUCCGCUGUGGAGCUUUGUAGCUCCUUCAGGGUUAUCUUUGGUCUCUUUGUUGCCUCUCUGAUUAAUGCCCUCCUUGCCUGGUCUGUGAGUUUUGGUGGGCGGCCCUCUCUUGGCAGGUUUGUUGUGCCAUAUUCUUUCAAUUUUUUAAUAAUGGAUUUAAUGGUUCUCUGUGGGAUAUUCAAGGUUUCUGAUAUUUUUUUAUAACCCAACCCUGAUCUGUACUUCUCCACAACUUUGUCCCUGACCUGUUUGGAGAGCUCAUUGGUCUUCAUGGUGCUGCUUGCUUGGUGGUGCCCCUUGCUUAGUGGUGUUGCAGACUCUGGGGCCUUUCAAAACAGGUGUAUAUAUACUGAGAUCAUGUGACAGAUCAUGUGACACUUAGAUUGCACACAGGUGGACUUUAUUUAACUAAUUAUGUGACUUCUGAAGGUAAUUGGUUGCACCAGAACUUAUUUAGGGGCUUCAUAGCAAAGGGGGUGAAUAUAUAUGCAUGCACCACUUUUCCGUUAUUGAUUUUUUAGAAUUUUUUGAAACAAGUUAUUUUUUUCAUUUCACUUCCCCAAUUUUGAUUAUUAACUGUAUGUCCAUUACAUGAAAUCAAAAUCCAUUUAAAUUACAGGUUGUAAUGCAACAAAAUAGGAAAAAUGACAAGGGGGAUGAAUACUUUUGCAAGGCACUGUAUUCACAUCCCUUGACCUUUUCCACAUUUUGUUGUUACAGCCUGAAUUUAAAAUAUAUUAAAUUGAGAUGUUUUGUCCCUGGCCUGCACACAAUACCCCAUAAUGUUAAAGUGGAGUUAUGUUUUUCAAAAUGAGUCCAUGUAACUUAUUAUGUGACUCGUUAAGCACAUUUUUACUCCUGAACUUAUUUAGGCUUGCCAUAACAAAGGGGUUGAAUACCUAUUGACUCAAGACAUUUCAGCUUUUCAUUUUUCAUAAAUUUGUGUGAAUGAUUUUUGAAUGACUUCCUCAUCUCUUUACCCCACCAUACAAUUAUCUGUAAGGUCCCUCAGUCGAGCGGGGAAUUUCAAACACAGAUUCAACCACAAAGACCAGGGAGGUUUUCCAAUGCCUCGCAAAGAAGGGCACCUAUUGGUAGAUGGGUAAAAAAAGAAAAGAAAAGCAGACAUUGAAUAUCCCUUUGAGCAUGGUGAAGUUAUUAAUUACACUUGAAUGUUGUAUCAAUACACCCAGUCACUACAAAGAUACAGGCGUCCUUCCUAACUCAGUUGCCGGUGAGGAAGGUAACCGCUCAGGGAUUUCACCAUGAGGCCAAUGGCGACUUUAGCACAGUUAGAGUUUAAUGGCUGUGAUAGGAGAAAACUGAGGAUGGAUGAUCAACAACAUUGUAGUUACUCCACAAUACUAACUUAAUUGACAAAGUGAAAAGAAGGAAACUGGGAGUUUUUCAAUAUAUAAAAUGAACUGAAUGGAGCUAAGCACCUGCAAAAUCCUAGAGGAAAACCUGGUUCAGUCCGCUUUCCACCAGACACUGGGAGAUGAAUUACCCUUUCAGCAGGACAAUAAACUAAUACAGAAGGCCACAUCUAUACUGGAGAAGACAGUGAAUAUUCCUGAGUGGCUGAGUUACAGUUUUGAAAAUCUAAUUGAUAAUCUAUGGCAAGACCUGAUGAUGGUUUUCUAGCAAUGAUCAACAACCAAUUUGACAGAGCUUGAAUAAUUUUGAAUAAUGGGUAAAUAUUAUACAAUCCAGGUGUGCAAAUCUCUUAGAGACUUGCCCAGAAAGUAUUGUGUGUAGAUGGGUGAGAAAAAAUCAAUUUAAUCCAUUUUGAAUUCCGGAUGUAACACAACUCAAUGUGGAAUAAGUCAAGGGGUAUGAAUACUUUCUGAAGGCACUGUAUCAUAUCAGCAUAAACCUGUUGUUAAUUGCAUUAAUUCUGGGUCAGCCUCAGAACCCUCUUCCUCUCCUCUGUCUAUCCAUUCAUGUAUGGUGUUACCUGAUGUCUCUUUCCUACAUCAACAAUGUGACCUCUACAUCCUAACACCAUCCAUCAUUUCAUUAGUCCAACCCGCCCCAACACAGAGACCAGGGCUGUGUCCCAAAUGGCACCCUAUUCCCUACAUAGUGCACUACUUUUGAACAGAACCCUAUGGGCCCUGGUCAAAAGUAGUGCACUACUGUAUAUAGGGAAUAGGGUGCCAUUUGGAACAGAAACCACGGCUGGUUCCAGUUCCAGGGAUAUCACCAUGGUACAUUUUAUUAGCCUAGAAACGUGCUAACUAGACAAGAUCUCACACGUUAGACCUGCAGGAACUUCUCCCACCCCAAAACGAACUUGAACACAAGCUGCGUAUCAGACUGGAGCUGAGAUCUGGGCGUCAACACACGCAUACGCAUGCACACAGACAAAAACACACAAGUUGAAGAAGUUGAACUCCUAGGAGUAACAUUGGAUAGUCAGUUAUCAUGGUCAAGCCAUAUUGACAAAGUUGUUGUGUAGAUGGUUAGAGGUAUGUCUGUUAUAAAAAGAUGUUCUGCAUUUUUGAUACAAAGAUCAAUUGUUCUAGUUGUUCAGGAUCUGAUCUUCUCCCAUCUUAAUUACUGUCCGGUAAUAUGAUCAGGUGCAGCAAAGAAAGAUCUAGCAAAGUUGCAGCUGGCUCAAAACAAAGCAGCAACUAUCUACGCUCUCUCCUCCUCUCACCUUUUCCCUUCGUUUGUGGACUUCAGUGCACAACACAGCAGCUGUCUGUGACCAGGCGAAAAAACCUUUCCAAGCCAAAACUUAAUGACCGCUAAUCCCAACACACAGCCUAUAUUGUUGUCAUGUCAUUGUCAUCAUAGCUACUAGAACUAACGCGUUAGUAAACCCGCUGCAAUCAUGCAAUACAGUCAGCAGCAAGCAGUUUAGCAGUUACACCUGUGGGCCCCGGUGGCAAUAAAUUAACUAAACCAAAAGCUUACCUUGACUUGGAAGAGUUCCGGUGUUGGAUAGCCUUAGCCAGGUAGCUAACAUAGCAUCCCUCUCUGUUUGAGCCAGGUGUUUGAGUAGGCUAAACUAGCUAGCUACAUUCGAUGCUAGCUAAGUAUAUGGGCGGCAGGUAGUUUAGUGGUUAAGAGCGUUUUGCCAGUAACCGAAAGGUCGCUGGUUCUAAUCCCCGAGCCCACUAGGUGAAAAAUCUGUCGACGUGCCCUUGAGCAAAGCACUUAACCCUAAUUGCUCCUGUAAGUCGCUCUGGAUAAGAGCGUCUGCUAAAUGACUACAAUGUAAAUGUAAUGAAAGAGGAAGUGAAAAAUAAGAUACUACGAAAUAUAGCUAGCUCUCUUUCUAUCUCUUGCUUCUCCUUAAUUUUGGAAGAAAUUAAUUUGUGCGAAACUGUUAAACUAUUGUCUUACUCUCUCUUUGAGUCAACUACUCACUACAUGUUAUGCACUGCAGUGCUAGCUAUCUGUAUCUUAUGCUUUCAGUACUAGAUUAAUUAUCUGAUCCUUUGAUUGGGUGGACAACAUGUCAGUUCAUGCUGCAAGAGCUCUGAUAGGUUGGCGGACGUCCUCCGGAAAUUGUCAUAAUUACUGUGUAAGUCUAUGGCAGGGGUUCCCAAACUUUUUUCACUCGGGGGUCCCCCCUUCUAGCAUUGGGGAAGAGAGAGAGAGUCAUUUUUUUUCAGUUUCACUUACUUAGCUAGCAAAUGCAGCUAGCUAGUUUAGCCUACUCAAAUGCACUGCUCAAACACAGGGAUGCUAUGUUAGCUAGCUGGCUAUGACUAUCCAACACAACACUGGAACUCUUCCAAGUCAAGGUAAGCUUUUGGUUUUACAAAUGUAUUCCCACCAGGGGCCGCUGGUGUAACUGCUAAACUGCUUACUGACUGUACACUGUAACGUUACUGCAUGAUUGUAGCGGGUUUACUAACGUGUUGGUUCUAUUAGCUAUGUUGACUAUGACAUUACUUUAGCUAAUAUGGUGACAACAAUGUAGGUUGUGUGUAGCGGUUAUGAUAUGAUUUGGCUUGGAAAGGUUUUUUGCCUGGUCACAUACAGCUGAUGUGUUGUGCAUUGAAGUCCACAAACAAAGGGAAAAGAUGAGUGGAGGAGAGUGCAUAGAUGCGAGAAGGAAUACAACGUGGCUGUUAUGAAAGUGAACUGUGUUUACGUGUCAUUCAUUCCUCAGAUUAUUGUUGAAAAACGGAAUGAAACAGGGAGAAACAUACAUUAAUUUGUCCAAUAGAAACUCUCAUUUGCAAUUGUUGGACUAAUGAUUACACCCUAGAUCAGCUAGGUGCAGGCAAGAGUGUACAAGGCAGUAUUGAAUGUGUCACUGUCUGUCCAUGUGUCUGUCGCCUCAAAUAUUUCUCUCGACCUGUGUGCACCUACGUUGUUAACUUUCAUUCAAAGGCUAGGUUGUAGCAACCUCAUGAUGGGUACAGAAAUAAAUCUCUCACUGUUGCCGCUUGCUACAGACCCCCCUCAGCCCCCAGCUGUUCCCUGGACACCAUAUGUGAAUUGAUUGCCCCCCAUCUAUCCUCAGAGUUCGUACUGCUUGGUGACCUAAAUUGGGAUAUGCUUAACACCCCGGCCAUCCUACAAUCUAAACUAGAUGCCCUCAAUCUCAUACAAAUUAUCAACGAACCUACCAGGUACAACCCUAAAUCCGUAAACAUGGGUACCCUCAUAGAUAUCAUCCUGACUAACUUACCCUCUAAAUACACCUCCGCUGUCUUCAACCAGGAUCUCAGCGAUCACUGCCUUAUUGCCUGCGUCCGUAACGGCUCCGCGGUCAAACGACCACCCCUCAUCACUGUCAAACGCUCCCAAAAACACUUCAGCGAGCAGGCCUUCCUAAUUGACCUGGCCCAGGUAUCCUGGAUGGAUAUAGAUCUCAUUCCGUCAGUAGAGGAUGCCUGGUUGUUCUUUAAAAGUAAUUUCCUCUCAAUCUUAAAUAGACAUGCCCCAUUCAAAAAAUACAGAACUAAGAACAGAUAUAGCCCCUGGUUCUCCUCAGACUUGACUGCCCUUGACCAGCACAAAAACAUCCUGUGGCGUACUGCAUUAGCAUCAAAUAGCCCCCGCGAUAUGCAACUUUUCAGGGAAGUUAGGAACCAAUAUACACAAGCAGUUAGGAAAGCAAAGGCUAACUUUUUCAAACAGAAAUUUGCAUCCUGUAGCACUAACUCCAAAAAGUUUUGGGACACUGUAAAGUCCAUGGAAAAUAAGAGCACUUCCUCCCAGCUGCCCACUGCACUGAGGCUAGGAAACACUAUCACCACCGAUAAAUCUACAAUAAUCGAGAAUUUCAACAAGCAUUUUGCUACGGCUGGCCAUGCUUUCCACCUGGCUACCACUACCCCGGCCACCAGCUCUGCACCCUCCGCUGCAACUUGCCCAUGCCCCCCCCCGCUUCUCCUUCACACAAAUCCAGACAGCUGAUGUUCUAAAAGAGCUGCAAAAUCUGGACCCCUACAAAUCAUCUGGGCUAGACAAUCUGGACCCUUUCUUUCUAAAACUAGCCGCCGAAAUUGUCGCAACCCCUAUUACUAGCCUGUUCAACCUCUCUUUCGUAACGUCUGAGAUCCCCAGAGAUUGGAAAGCUGCCGCGGUCAUCCCCCUCUUCAAAGGGGGUGACACUCUAGAUCCAAACUGUUACAGACCCAUAUCCAUCCUGCCCUGCCUUUCAAAAGUUUUUGAAAGCCAAGUCAACAAACAGAUCACCGACCAUUUCGAAUCCCACCGUACCUUCUCCGCUAUGCAAUCCGGUUUCCGAGCUGGUCAUGGGUGCACUUCAGCCACGCUCAAGGUCCUAAACGAUAUUAUAACCGCGAUCGAUAAUAGACAGUACUGUGCAGCCGUUUUCAUUGACCUGGCCAAGGCUUUCGACUCUGUCAACCACCGCAUUCUUAUUGGCAGACUAAAUAGCCUUGGUUUCUCAAAUGACUGCCUCGCCUGGUUCACCAACUACUUCUCAGAUAGAGUUCAAUGUGUCAAAUCGGAGGGCCUGUUGUCUGGACCUAUGGCAGUCUCUAUGGGGGUGCCACAGGGUUCAAUUCUUGGGCCAACUCUUUUCUCUGUGUAUAUCAAUGACGUCGCUCUUGCUGCUGGUAACUCUCAGAUCCACCUCUACGCAGACGACACCAUUUUGUAUACAUCUGGCCCUUCAUUGGACACUGUGUUAACAAACCUCCAAACGAGCUUCAAUUCCAUACAACACUCCUUCAGUAGCCUCCAACUGCUCUUAAACACUAGUAAAACUAAAUGCAUGCUCUUCAACCGAACGCUGCUUGCACCCGCCCACCCGACUAGAAUCACUACUCUAGACGGGUCUGACCUAGAGUAUGUGGACAACUACAAAUAUCUAGGUGUCUGGUUAGACUGUAAACUCUCCUUCCAGACUCACAUUAAGAAUCUCCAAUCCAAAGUUAAAUCUAGAAUCGGUUUCCUAUUUCGCAACAAAGCCUCCUUCACUCAUGCUGCCAAACAUGCCCUCGUAAAACUGACUAUCCUACCGAUCCUUGACUUCGGCGAUGUCAUUUACAAAAUAGCCUCCAACACUCUACUCAGCAAAUUGGAUGUUGUCUAUCACAGUGCCAUCCGUUUUGUCUCCAAAGCCCCAUAUAAUACCCACCACUGUGACCUGUACGCUCUUGUUGGCUGGUCCUCACUACAUAUUCGUCGCCAAACCCACUGGCUCCAGGCCAUCUAUAAAUCACUGCUAGGCAAAUCCCCGCCUUAUCUUAGCUCAUUGGUCACCAUAGCAACACCCACCCGUAGUCUGCGCUCCAGCGGGUAUAUCUCACUGGUCAUCCCCAAAGCCAACACCUCCUUUGGCCGCAAUUCCUUCCAGUUCUCUGCUGCCAAUGACUGGAACAAAUUGCAAAAAUCUCUGAAGCUGGAGACACUUAUCUCCCUCACUAACUUUAAGCAUCAGUUGUCAGAGCACCUUACCGAUCACUGCACCUGUACACAGCCCAUCUGAAAUUAGCCCGCCCAACUACCUCAUCCCUAUAUUGUUAUUUAUUUUGCUCAUUUGUACCCCAGUAUCUCUAUUUGCACAUCAUCUCUUGCACAUCUAUCAUUCCAGUGUUAAUACUAAUUGUAAUUAUUUUGCACUAUAGCCUAUUUUAUUGCCUUACCUCCAUAACUUGCUAAAUUUGCACACUGUAUAUUAUAUGUAUUUCUGUUGUAUUUUUGACUUUGUUUUGUUUUACCCCAUAUGUAACUCUGUGUUGUUGUUUUUAUCGCACUGCUUUGCUUUAUCUUGGCCAGGUCGCAGUUGUAAAUGAGAACUUGUUCUCAACUGGUUUACCUGGUUAAAUAAAGGUGAAAUAAAAAAUAAAUAAAACAAUGUAGUAGCCUAAACCUAUCGAUGUUACAUUGAGCUGGGUGAAUGGAAUAUGAAUGACAGUCAUCCAAUAUGCUGUAAUAGAAAUAAGGCCAUGCUCAUUAAAAAAACUAAAUCGUCCUCCCUCAUCUUAAACGGCACCGACCGCCACUGAAUUCUACACAUUUUGUCAUGGUAUGCAAUGAAAAUGUUGCAGUUUUAAAGCUAAUUCAUGUAAUAUUUAAGUGACUAGAAAAUUACAACAAUAUCUAUGGGCAAAAAAUAAACGUUAGCUGACAUGAGGUAGUUGAUCUGGACAUUUCGGAGAAGUUAUAAAUAGCUCUCUAAGGUAUGCAAUGACUAACGUGACAAGAGAAACUGAUGAUCCACUACCCAAUUUGGAAAUUGCAUCUUGUGCAUUCUACUAUUACAACUUUAAAGAGUAAGUUUAAAUCCGGAUGUUUUCUUUUUUUGGGUUGGUGGGAGGAAUUGAAGUCAAUGUACCCAGAGGAGGUCAGAAGCUAGCUGUCCUCCGGCUACACCAUGGUGCUACCCUACAGAGCAUAGUGAGGCUACUGUAGACCUUCAUUGCAAAACAGUGUUUUAAUCAUUAUUUGGUGAUAUGUGAAUAUAUUUAGUAUAGUUUUAUCUAAAAAGGAUAACUUUUUUAAUGUUUCACUAUUUUGAUUUGGAUACAAUUCACUGAGGAGGAUGGUCCUCCCCUUCCUGCUCUGAGGAGCCUCCACUGGUGCACAACACAUGCACACACAUACACACCGUUACAGGCUUUGGUUUUUCUCUCAAUUUCUCUUUGGGUGUGGCGCACUGAUUGGAAUCAUCCUCGUUGGUCAGGAUUUGUUGCACCCGUUGUCCUCGUUAGUCAGAAGGUGUUUCACCUGUGCUGUCACAGCUGAUAUUUAAAAGGCGCUGCAUGGUCAAUCAGAAAUCUGCAUUGGCCGUGCAGCAUUUACAGUGAUACGGCCUCUGCAGAAGUCAGGGCAUUCAGACUUCUUGCGCUUCGUGGAGCAGCGCAGAGCUGUUUUGAAGGAAGUUGUCAAGGAAGUGAGUUUGUGUUUAUACAGGACCUCCCGCCCUCACCUACCGUCAACCAAUCAUGUCAAUGCGGAGCUAUACAGAGAAUUGUUACAACAUUUGAGAGGCGCACAGCAAUGCGGUACGGAGCUCAAUUUGGCCUCUGCGUGCCUCCGGAGGCUCUACUAUUGCGUCACACCAUCCAUACGGCGCCUCCGACCACAUUUUCGGCUCAAGCAUAAAUUAGAGCUGCUAGCCCAGGGCUUCUGUUGGAAAAAUAGAUAUUGGAAGAGAUACAACUCUGUUUAGCUCUUCUGCUUUAGGGUUGUUGAGCAAAGCCUUCACCUUUGUUUUCCCCUGUUUGGGUUUGGCUCCACUUUUAUUUUCACUCCCUAUCCUAUGUUGGAGUGAGGUUUUUUUUAUUUUAGUUUUGUUUAAUAUCGGGCAAAUCCAGUGGUUGUCCAUGGUGGGGAUCUUUUAAGACCCAACUGGAGUUACUUGGCCAGUACUCAGUAGGCCCCCCAUGGAGGCCUUUCAGAACCCAUGUUAAAACCCCACCUGUUCCGUUUUGGUUGUCAGUGGCUCAUUUGUUAGUUCUCUUUUUCUGUUGAGCGGUUUUUGGUUUCUUAUUGGGGAACAUAACACACACACACACACACACACCCGGUGUCCCUGUAAUGUGAGGCUGAGAUGAGAGGGCAGGGCAUGGUGGGUUUAUGGCGCCCCCCACUGUGGUGCGGUGGUUCGUCCCAGCCAGAGUAUCGGAGCGGGAGCAGAGCUGGAGUGGAGCGAUGAGCGGAGUGUACCCAAUUUGACUGGAGCGCGGAGCAAAAUUCCCAAAGGCUGGAGCGUCGGGCCUUCUCACCCACUCCAAUUUUGCUCCAGUAGCGUUCACUUCACGAGCUCAGGGCAUGCCUGGCCCAGCAUGCCUUUGUAGUCUACUUGUGUGCUGCUAUAGCCCCUUGCUUUAGCUACUGUCAUAGAGUCCGCUAAAUAUUUUCAUAAAGAAACUGAUAUAAAACACAGGUGCAAAAUCAAGGUGACUUACAAAGAUGAGGAUGUCAUGACUGUCCACGAGAAUCCAAAUAGGUCAGAUCAGGUUUGCAAUGAAUAACUUCAUUCAGACCCCCUCUCACCCGUAGAGGGGGAAGGAAUAAACUAGUGGGUAUUAACAACUCACAUCCUGUUGUAAAUCAAAGGAGACGAUCCAGGCUCUCCCUCUCAAGAUUCACCAAAGGAAUGUUCUUUGUUUCAACAGACUUUUUCCUGCUGAAACUCUAACACGUUCAAAAGCGAAUACUGGAACAAUAUUUCUAACAUAGAGCGUGGGGAAUGGUCAGAGGUCAUCUAUAAGGUCAUUUUGUUUGUUAUUAAAAAUGUUAUAAAGGAAAUACUGUAACUUGGAAAGUAUACCCACGACAUGUAUGAAGUUUCCAUACUAUGCGUUGUGCAUGUAAUAUGAAAAAAAUAAAUGUGUUAAGAGAGGGAUGUGAUUUGAGAAGCUAUAAGAGAUAAUUGUUUUCCAUGAGCUUUGCAGAGUGAGUAAUUGCCGCCCCAAAGUGAGGUCAGAAAGCGUGCCAGCCUGCUGGAACCGCCCGUUUCGACCAAAGUGUAUAAAUGAUGGGUUAAGAAAAAAACACAUCAGACCAGAAAAGCGUGAAGCGGCAGCUACACUUUUAAAAUGGUUGGAACUUUGAAUCUCAACACGAGGUGAAGAAAAUAAACUCACCUCCCGGACAAUCACUGGUACGGCUGAUUAGCUGUCAUCAAGGCAAAGGGUGGCAAUUUGAAGAAUCUCAAAUAUAAAAUAUAUUUUGAUUUGUUGAACACUUUUUUGGUUACUGCAUGAUUCCAUAUGUGUUAUUUCAUAGUUUUGAUGUCUUCACUAUUAUUAUACAAUGUAAAAAUAAAGAAAAACCCUUGAAUGAGUAGGUGUGUCCAAACUUUUGACUGGUAUUGUAUGUGUGUAUGUAUUCUAAGUAUACAGCCUAAAUGCACAAUUUAUAGACUAUAAUGAUUUAAUACAACUAAAUGUUGUUUAAUGUUGCGGAGUGCAUUAUGUCCCUGCCGCAAAAUGUCUCACUCGCAAAUGCUUCACAAUGUAUUUCUUUGUAGGCUAUAGCCUUUAAAUAAUUGAAAGAUGGGUGUUGGUUAAAUUGUGAUUGUUUUUUGAGUAAUUGAGUCUCCCGUCCAGACUAUCUGCUCCUCAAAUCUGGUGUUACUUUCACUAAACCCUAACCCCUAAGCUUACCCUAACCUUAACCAUAACCCUAACCUUACCGUAACCAUUUUAAAUGUCAACUUCAGUGGGGGGUAGGGAUGUCCCAAGGAUCCCAGAUAGCAAGGACCCUUUCACUGCCCUGGAGGGAGGGAGGGAGAUGAAAGCGUACAUGCCAGAAGGUAAAAUAUGUCUCGCUCUCACUCGGUCGAUGUCUCUCUCUUAUCAGUUUCCCUCUUUCUCUCUCCUUCCCUUCAUUCCCUUCCUUCCCUCCUUCAUUUCCUCUGGUUGAAAGUGUUGACAAUCUUAGAAUAGGUUGAGAUUAGCAUGCCAACAUGUCAAACACAGUCUGUGUGUUUUUGACAUUUCUUAGACCUGGUCUGUUGUGUGAGUCUAAUGGCCAUGUAUCUUUUGUGUGUUUCAGUGUGAGUCUAAAGGCCAUGUAUCUUUUGUGUGUUUCAGUGUGAGUCUAAAGGCCAUGUAUCUUUUGUGUGUUUCAGUGUGAGUCUAAUGGCCAUGUAUCUGUUGUGUUUUGUGUGUUUCAGAGUGAGGUGGGAGAUGUGUGUAACUGCUGUCCUCAGACCCCCACUGCCAAGUGUCCUGAGGAAAAACUACUCAAACUCUACCCUGGACACUCUUGUAGCACCAUGAGGGUCCUGCUCAAGGUGUGUGUGUGUGUGCGAGAAUUUAUGUUCAUUGCAUAGAGUUGUAUAGAGAUCGCAACGUUGUAUCUGCCCCAUUAUGGCAUCUGGGCAGCGCCACUGAGGCCAUCUCCAUUUUUAAGUAGUACCUUUUAUUUUUCUACUACUUCUAUGAGUUGGUGAACAACUGAGAGGGUGCAUACUGCCACCUGGAGUGUGUUGCUAGAAAAGGUUUAAAGCCAAGGUUGGUGAUUUACUGCCACCUGCAGUUAUGGAAUGUUUGCUCACAAGUAUAAUUCAUUGUCUGAUCCCUCCUGAUGAUAUUGAUGGAAUUAUGUGAUCCUUCCUUAACCCAUAGGAAGUCCCACCCAGGUGACUACUUAAAAAUUGCAAAAGUCCUCAAAGGUGCUGCCCAUGCUAAAAUGGGCUUUUGGGCACUAGAGCCCUCUAUACAACUCUAUGGUUCAUUAUGCUUAUAUUUAACCAUAUAGCAAGUUAAGAUGGUUAUUGGUGUUUGUGGGGUGGUUUAACCAUAACUGUUUCUCGUCUGUCUGUGUUUCCAGAAGGUUCUGUUUGCGUUAUGUGCUCUGAAUGCUCUGACCACUGCAGUGUGUCUGGUGGCUGCUGCCCUCCGAUACCUACAGAUCUUCACCACCAGAAGACCAUGCAUGGUAAGACUACCCCAUGUACCCCAUCACAACCAUUCACAGGGCCUGAGAAUCCCCAGCUCCAAUCAUGUAGGUUAGAAUCUGCACCACGUCCAAUCACAUAGCAGAAGAAUCUCCAUAUCAGAGUGUGUGAGCGGAGUUGAGUGGUCGGAAAUCCCGCUCAUCGCUCAUGGAGCGGUACUUGUGCAGCGCUCCGGCGCUCCACAUCCUUUCCAACCGCUCCGCACUCCCAGGAAAAAAAACUGCCGCUCCGAAUUCGCUCCAUUCAUUAAAAUCACAAUUUAACCAACACCCAUCUGGCGGGUAUCCCUUUCCAUCUAUUUGUGUGUCUACCUGGACCUACCAUUUGGUUUUGAAGUAUUGAAACCAAACCAAAUUAUUUGAAUGAAAAGUAUUUUAAUAAACAUGAAAAGGUGAAUGUAAGAAGCGCUCAUCAUUUCAAAUAGGCUUCAUGUCAUAUUAAACAGCAUAUAAACACUCCAAAUAGGUCAGGAGCCAGUCAGGGAGCCUAAGAAGGAACGAAAAUUAAUUAUUUAGGCUAUAUUAUUUCAAUUUAUUCAAGGCUAUAGCCUACAAAGAAAUACAUUGUGAAGUAUUUGUGAAGAGUGAGACACAAUAGUCUGGUAGGGACAUAAAGGGCUCAGCAUUUAAACAACUUUUUGUUGUACUAAAUCAUUAUAGUCUAUAAAUUGCACAUAUAGGCUAUGACUUACUUAGAAUUAAAUACAAAUAAAACGAAAAAUGCCUUUUUAGGCUCAGUCUACAGUGCCUUCGCAUUCAUUUUUAGAAACACGAGUUUGGCCAGAGUCUGUGGCUUCAGGCUUAUGCGAUGGUGCCUGGAGAGCAGGCCAGCAGCGGAGAGGAUCUAUCCUCUCUGCGCUUGCAGAGCCACUGGGGAUGCUAGGCACCCUUCGGGACACUCUUGCCAGGCUGGGCAGAGAUGCAGAGUUGUUUAUUUUAAUUUUUCUAUAGGUAGGCCUAAAGGUUUUUAAGCAAAAUAACUGAAUCAAAAUGGAAAGCUCCUUGAAAGUGGGAAUAUGCCAGGCCUAUUGGGCCAAAAUCAAUUAUGGCCUAUUGUAUAGAUAAUAGAGAUCAGAUUUGUUGUUUAUAAAUACUUUGCUACAAUAACACACUUAGUUACCUACCAACCUCGUUCCUUUCUUUUAGCAUGUUCACAUAGUAAGUAGGCUACACCAUCAUGCUUUUCGGAAAUGUGUCUUUUCAGAUUCCACAAUCAUUCUUUAGUUGUUGACACUACAUCACCGCACUCCCUCUCUUGCUCUUGGUCCUCAUCUUUGUAAGUUACCUUGAUUUAGCACCUGUGUGUUUUAUCCGUUUAUUUAUGAAAAUAUUUAGUGAACUCCAUGACAGUAGCUAAAGCAAGGGGCUAUAGCAGCACACAGGUAGACUACAAAGGCAUGCUGGGCCGGGCAUGCCCUGAGCUCUUGAAGUGAACGCUACUGGAGCAAAAUUGGAGCGGGCGAGAAGGCCGACGGUCCAGCCUUUGGGAAUCUCGCUCUGUGCUCCAGUCAAAUUGGCCACACUGCUCCUCGCUCCGCUCCAGCUCUGCUCCUCUCACAUACUCUGCUCCAUAUUGACCAAUGUUUUUUUCAUUUGUCAACACUACAGUUGCAUCUCAAUAAGUGGCUUAUCUCUCGUCCUCCCCCUCUCUGAUAGGAUGAUCCCAGGCCAAUUGCAGAGGAGGGGGAGGAGCCAACUAUUAUGCCUGACCCGGAUGAGUUUGUCCCCCCAGCCCCUCCCCCCUCCUACUUUUCAACUUUCUACUCCUACACACCACGGCUGGCUCGCAGGAUGUUUGGGAACAGUGUGAUACCGCUACCUCAUAUCUAUGGUGCCAGGAUUAAAGGAGUAGAGGUGUUCUGUCCUCUAGACCCACCCCCUCCCUACGAAGCUGUUAUUGGACGCUCCGCCCUGGCCACCGCAACACAGGUACAUACAGCAGAUUACAUUAUAUCAUUUUAUGAAAACCUUGAAAGUAGCCUAUGGAUUGAGAUAGUCAUUUAGUUACAGCUUAACAUUAGCAUAGUUUAGUGCAAAACAAUGGGAAUGGCUGGACCCCAGCCAGUCAGCAUGCUCCAAGUUGUAUUCCAACAAAAACUCAGUAACUUCAAAUCAGGUAAUGUAGCAAUGUGAUAACUUUGUGAGUUGUAAAUGUUUUGUAUUGCUAGUGGCAGGGUUGGGGUCAAUUCUGAAUUUCUGAAUUCAAUUCAAACAAUGCAUUUAAAUUGAAUUGGCCACACCCCACAGGAAGCAUCAUUUUAAUUGAAGGAAUUAGAAUUGAAUUCAAACCAAUUCAAACCAAUCAAACUUUCAUGCUAAGACUGAGCAUGAAAGUUUGAUUAAUUUGACAAAUAUUUUAUCAGAAGUAUAUGCAACAUAUUAAUGCAAAGAAUACACAUACCAUUUCAAAUAUUAGUUUGACUAUACAGUGCCUUCAAAGUAUUCAUACCCCUUGACUUAUUCCACAUUUUGUUAUAGCCUUAAUUCAAAAUGAGUUAAAUAGAUUUUUUAUGAAAAGUGAAAACAUGUUUUUAGAAAUGUUAGCACAUUUAUUGAAGUACAGAUAUCUAAUUUACAUACACUACCAGUCAAAAGUUUGGACACACCUACUCAUUCCAGGGUUUUUCUUUAUUUGUACUAUUUUUUACAUUGUAGAAUAAUAGUGAAGACCUCAAAACUAUGAAAUAACACAUAUGGAAUCAUGUAGUAACCAAAAAAGUGUUAAACAAAUCAAAAUAUAUUUUAUAUUUGAGAUUCUUCAAAUAGCCACCCAUUGCCUUGAUGACAGCUUUGCACACUCUUGGCAUUCUCUCAACCACCUUCAUGAGGUAGUCACCUGGAAUGCAUUUCAAUUAACAGGUGUGCCUUUUUAAAAGUUAAUUUGUGGAAUUUCUUUCCUUCUUAAUGUGUUUGAGCCAAUCAGUUGUGUUGUGAACAGGUAGGGGGGUAUACAGAAGAUAGCCCUAUUUGGUAAAAGACCAAGUCCAUAUUAUGGCAAGAACAGAUCAAAUAAGCAAAGAGAAACAACAGUCCAUCAUUACUUUAAGACAUGGUCAGUCAAUACGGAAAAUUUCAAGAACUUUGAAAGUAUAUUCAAGUGCAGUCACAAAAACCAUCAAGCACUAUGAUGAAACUGGCUCUCAUGAGGACCGCCACAGGAAUGGAAGACCCAGAGUUACCUCUGUUGCAGAGGAUAAGUUCAUUAGAGUUAACGGCACCUCAGAUUGCAGCCUAAAUAAAUGCUUCACAGAGUUCAAGUAACAGACACAUCUCAACAUCAACUGUUCAGAAGAGACUGUGUGAAUCAGGCCUUCAUGGUCGAACUGCUGCAAAUAAACCACUACUAAAGGAUACCAUGAAGACGAAGAGACUUGCUUGGACCAAGAAACACAAGCAAUGGACAUUAGACCGGUGGAAAUGUGUCCUUUGGUCUGGAGUCCAAAUUUUAGAUUUUUGGUUCCAACCCCCGUGUCUUUGUGAGACACAGUGUGGGUGAGCGGAUGAUCUCUGCAUGUGUAUUUCCCACCGUGACAUGGAGAAGGAGGUGUGAUGGUAUGGGGGUGCUUUGCUGGUGACACUGUCUGUGAUUUAUUUAGAAUUCAAGGCACACUUAAUCAGCAUUAAUACCACAGCAUUCUGCAGCGAUACGCCAUCCCAUCUGGUUUGGGCUUAGUGGGACUAUCAUUUGUUUUUCAACAGGACAAUGACCCAGCACACCUCCAGGCUGUGUAAGGGCUAUUUGACCAAGAAGGAGAGUGAUGGGGUGCUGCAUCAGAUGACCUGGCCCCCACAAUCCCCUGACCUCAACCCAAUUGAGAUGGUUUUGGGAUGAGGGACCGCAGAGUGGAGGAAAAGCAGCCAACAAGUGCUCAGCAUAUGUGGGAACUCCUUCAAGACUGUUGGAAAAGCAUUCCAGGUGAAGCUGGUUGAGAGAAUGCUAAGAGUGUGCAAAGCUGUCAUCAAGGCAAAGGGUGGCUACUUUGAAGAAUCUGAAAUAUAAAAUAUAAUUUGAUGGGUGAAUAGUUAUGCACGCUCAAGAUUUAAGUUUGUUUUGUUUUAAUUCUUGUUUGUUUCACAAGAAAAAAUAUUUUGCAUCUUCAAAGUGGUAGGCAUGUUGUGUAAAUGAAAUGCUUGCCAUAACAAAAUGGUUGAAUACUUAUUGACUCAAGACACUUCAGCUUUUCAUUUUUUUGUUUUGUAAAAAUGUUUUAAAAAAAAACAUAAUUCCACUUUGGGGUAUUUUGAAUAUCAAUUUAAUCAAUUUUAAAUUCAGGCUGUAACAAUAAAAUGUGGAAAAUGUCAAGGGGUGUGAAUAGUUUCUGAAGGCACUAUAACUGAUGUCAAACAGUAUUUUCCUUUGUCAUGAUGUUAGAUUGUUCCCUUCCAUACUGCAGUGUUUGAUAUAAUGCAUUCUGGGAAAUGUAUUUUGAUAUUUAAAAACAUUAAGGGAACUAUGAAUGAUUAUAGACAACCCACAACAUGUUGUGGGUUGUCUAUUAUAAUGUUGUGGGUUGUCUAUUAUAAUUCAUAGUUCCCUUAAUAUUUGUCAAAUGUUACAACCUUAUGUUACAUGGUAUUGGUAAUCAUACAUGAUGUCAAAAUAAACAUUUCUAUGGUGAUGUGUAGAAUAAAUAAGGCAUUUGAGUCUGAAUUAAUUCAUUGAAUUAAAUUCUACUCCCUUUAAUUCAAAUUCUAUUCAAAUUCUGCAUCCUGUGGGGUGUGGCAAAUUCAAGAAUUGAAAUUAAAUAGCAAUUCACAACUCAAUUCAGAAUUGACCCCAACCCUGGAUAAUGGCUUAUAUUGUUUGUUUCAUAACUGUGUGGUUUAUUAAUGUCUCCCAAUCUCCAGUUACAGUAUAAUCUCUAAUGACUAUGUUCUGUUCAGGAGACAGAGAUUCAGAUUCCCAUGACGGACCUGACAGAGUUGACAGAAGAGUUGAAUAACAGCUCAGAGGCGGGUACUUCAAUUAGAGGUAGGACACAAGGAUGGAUGGACGGACGGACAUACUGUAAUAAAGCUUGAGAGAAUAUUAUUAUAUUAGGUGGGACAAGUACUGGGUUGGGCAGAGUAGUGUAGUAUAGUGCAUAAACAGGUAUGGUCUGGCGUCAGAGGUCUGAACACACCAAAACAAUGUAAGAUAUGUUAUUAGACAUUAACAUUCAUAGGACAACGUGGCCCAUAUGGAAAAAUAAUAUUGACAGAUAUUUUAACAUGUAUGUACAUGUAUUUAAUUAUAUGUAAAUUACAGAUAUCUAAAUAUGUGUUUCAGCCUUAUAUGAACAUACACUACCGUUCAAAAGUUUGGGGUCACUUAGAAAUGUCCAUGUUUUCGAAAGAAAAUCAUUUUUUUGGUCCAUUAAAAUAACAUCAAAUUGAUCAGAAAUACAGUGUAGACAUUGUUAAUGUUGUAAAUGGCUAUCGUAGCUUGAAACUGCUGAUUUUUUAUGGAAUAUCUACAUAGGCGUACAGAGGCCCAUUAUCAGCAGCCAUCAGUCCUGUGCUCCAAUGAAGAGGCGACUCCAGGAUGCUGACCUUCUAGGCAGAGUUGCAAAGAAAAAGCCAUAUCUCAGACUGGCCAAUAAAAAUGGCCAAAGAUUAAGAUGGGCAGUCUGAGAUAUGGCUUUUUCUUUGCAACUCUGCCUAGAAGGUCAGCAUCCCGGAGUCGCGUCUUCACUGUUGACGUUGAGACUGGUGUUUUGCGGGUACUAUUUAAUGAAGCUGCCAGUUGAGGACCUGUGAGGCGCGUGUUUCUCAAACUAGACACUCUAAUGUAUCAUUAUUUAGCAUACAAAAGAACACACUUCAACUUGCAGCACGCUCUAUUUACAAACGUAGGGGAGAGGGCUAGCACUCCACUAUCACUAGCUGUCCGGCUGCCCUACACAGCAGCAAACGACAUCAACCUCCUCCUGUUAAAGUGAGUGCAUCACGAAUACUUGCAAGGGCUACGGAGCCCAACAUUAAUCAAAGCACCAGCUCCCCCGCCACGAGCUGCCUGCGCUAUCGGCUCUACCUUAUAUCAGUUUCUCAGAGUCCCGGGCAGAGUUUUGCAAGCAGGCACAGGUGCGAGCAAUUAUUUCAUGAUUUGGUGUCGUCUUUCUUUACAAGCUGUCCCACAUCUUCAUCACAAUGCCAUAGAAUUUCACACAGAACAUACACAAGAACAUGCGCUUGCAUGCUUGGCCUUUAAGUAGGGCCAGUUGUUCUGGUUCGGUUUUGUGGGGGUUUUCUUUGACCGGUAUUUCCAGCAUUAUCCACUAGGUUUGCUGCAGGUAGAAAAUCCUAGGAAAUGUUGUUAAAUUGACACAAGCUGUCGCCAAUCAAUCAAUGUUUGGUUGUGUGUGAGUGUUUUGUAGGGGGAUCGCCUAAGCCAGGGAGGCGUAGCUCUAUGAAUCUUAAUUGCACAAAGCCUAUUAUUUGUCAGAGAAUACUGUUUGUAUUCCCGCGACCGGGACUCAAACCCGGGUUCAGCGAGUGUCAAGCCAACGCGUUAACUGUUACGCCAAGAGGUCAGAAUAGCUUGAAUAGCAGAAGUGGGAUGGCACUCGUGAGGCCAUUGGAGAGGCUUGUACACGUGAGGGACUUAGUAUAGUGAAUUGUGAAGACACGCUAUCCCCAUUAGAAAAGGGGUAGGUAGCGUAGCGACCUUAAGCCAACACCUAGCGAGCUCAUCAAGAGGUUCGGACCUCUUGGCAUAAUGGUUUAGGUGUUGGCUUGACAGUUGCUGGACCCGGGUUAAAGCCCCCACCAAAACACUCACCAAACACUCACACACAACCAGACAUUGAUUUAUUGAUUGGAGACAGCUUGUCAAUUAAAUAACAUUUCCUAGGAAUUGUUUUACCUGCAGCAAACCUAGUGGAUAAUGCUAGAAAUACCUGUUUAAAAACUGAAGAAAAAACAUGUCCCUACCUAUAAAUGACAUCCUGUGAAUGGGCAUAUUCAAACCUCGGUAUGAAUCUCUCAUAUCUUCUUUCCACCAUCAUAAUUCACAUUAAUACAUGAGCCUUGGGAAAAGCCAAACGUGUGUGACCUGACAAAGUAUCCUCGGACUUGUAUCCUUGCUGAGAGAGUCCUGUUGCUAGUAGGAUGUCUGUCUAUAGCUAUCCUAGUACAGCUAAGUACUGAUAUAGUUAUCCUAGUGAAAGUACUGCUAUAGUUAUCCAAUGAAAGUACUGCUAUAGUUACUGUAUCCCAGUGUACUGCUAUAGUUGUCCCAGUCAGAUGAAUGGGACAUAACCUUGCCCUGAGGUCACAGAUUCGCCAACUGACAGUUAUGCCAUCAAUGUAUUAUAAGAACAUUUAUUUCAGUCUCAGAUGUUCCAUUCACCACCCCCCACCCACCCUCCAUCUAGCUCUCACAAACUCAGUCUGCUUCAUACAUACUGCUUAGUAUAGGAAAGGUUCUUCCCUUUCUUUCAUCUCUGUGAAAAGAGAGUCUGGAACUAUUUUAGAGUAGAGAGACACGUUUGUCCAACUGAGAUGAUUAAGAUGUGGCGAAAAAAGUCAGACAGAGACAUUAUGACCAAACACACCUUGAAGGUACACAUUGUAACUUCCUAAGGUCACAGGGUUUGUUGUGAUAGAGAUGGAGCUUUGGGUGUGACCCUGGUAUAAUUUGUCACACCACACACUUAAGGGAGAGGAAGAAAAAAACAGACAGAAAGAGAAAGAGAGAGUUAAAGAGGGGCAAGAGAGGAGCGAGAGCGACGCAUAGAGAAGGUAUAGCUGUUUAUGCAUGGUUCUAAUUAAAUAUUGUCUCUAGGCAGUUUCCUAAAGAUAGAGUAACAACAUUAGCUGGGGGAGUUUCCUAAAGAUAGAUAAACUGCAGGUGUAUCGGCGGCUAGUUUAUGACCCCUAUUUACACUAGAUAUGAAUCUGUAACCCCUCCCUCUCCUUCUGACUGUGUUUAUUACGUCUCAUGUCCCCCUUUCCCCUCAACCCACCUCCUUCCCCCUUCCCCCUACCCCCUACCCACCCCUCUCCUAACUGACUGACUCUGUGCUUAUUAUGUCUGUCUGUUUUAGUGCCCCCCUACCCCUCUCCUCCUAAUUGUGUUUAUUGUUCCUGUGUUUCAGACGUUGGUCCCCAGACGACGGUUGUUCCAGUGCCCACGUCUCCGCCGUCUUACCCCUCUCCCCCAUCACCCCCACUGUGCCAGGCCAGACCCCCCCAGGGUGCCCCGGUACCCCCCGUCAGGAGGUCUCAGCGCCAGAGGAUCAGGCGCUCCUGCAGUGACCCCGUACUAUUGGACCUGGCUGCCAAAGGUAAGGCAGGGUCGCACAUACACGCACGCACACACACACACACACACAGCGGCCCCGACAGUCAAAGAGAGGAUUACAUCAACUUUAUAGUUCUGGAACAGUCUGUCCUCAGUAAAUCUACAGUCUCAGCGUGCGUGCGUUGUGUGUGUGUUUAGAAUUGGAGUUUACAGUGGCUUGCGAAAGUAUUCACCCCCCUUGGCAUUUUUCCUAUUUUGUUGCCUUACAACAGUGUAUGAGAUGUUGUGACAGAUCAUGUGACACUUAGAGUGCACACAGGUGGACUUUAUUUAACUAAUUAUGUGACUUCUGAAGGUAAUUGGUUGCACCAGAUCUUAUUUAGGGGCUUCAUAGCAAAGGGGGUGAAUUCAUAUGCACGCACCACUUCUCCGUUAUUUAUUUGGGGGGAAUUUCUUGAAACAAGUUAUUUUCUUUAUUCCACUUCACCAAUUUGGACUAUUUUGUGUAUGACUAUUACCUGAAAUGCAAAUAAAAAUCCAUUUAAAUUACAGGUUGUAAUACAACAAAAUAGAAAAAACUCCAAGGGGAUGAAUACAUUUGCAAGGCACUGUAGAAUCUCCUCACUCUCUUAAGAUUGUGAUUACAUUUACAAACGUUUCCCUUGCACAUAUUCACAUUUAAUUUCUCUUAAUAUGAUACCAUUUGGCAGAGACUUACCUUCUGCCGACAAUCGAAUAACAGUGUCCAUUCUCUUUUUACGUUUAUAUUUUGAGAUACAUUGUAAUGAAAAAAUAUGAAAAUUUCUUACACUGUGAUCAGUAGGGUUCCAUUCACCCAUUUCUAGGUUUCCCUCAGAAUCCUUGUCAGUCAGACCAAUCAAUAUGUGUUGAAGAACUGACUGAUAACAGAGGGUGAAAGAAGAGCAAAAGUUGCAUUAUGAUACAACUGCACUGAAGGCAAUUAAUUCAGACUUUUUUGCAGUUUCACUUCUGAUUUUAAAGAUCUUGAAAAUCUGAAGUCUCUCGCUCUCUCUCAAUCUCACACACACACACAUACACACACCUGUUCCCCUCUGCUGUUUAUGAUCACCAGGUCUGCUCCCCUCUUCAGACCGUCCUCUCUGCUCUCCUCCCAGGUUUUAGACUCUUUGGAGAAGUACAAGCUGGAGUUAAACUUCUUCCGUCCUUUCAGACAGAGAUGAGAAAAAAAGUGAAUUGCUUUCCCUUCAUUGGAGUGCACAGUUAGCUGAUCCUCCACACACACGCAUGUACACUGUACAAACACACACACACACCAGAGGUGAAAGUAAGCCGGUACUGUCCGGCUUACUUUGGGGGUACGCCGUACCAGUAGAACAAGAGCCUAUGACAAUAAUUAAAACAAAGAUGCCAAGAAAACUGUAGGCUAUUAAACUAUUUACACUAUAUAUACAAAAGUAUGUGGACACCCCUUCAAGUGGAUUUGGCUAUUUCAGCCACACCCGUUGCCGACAGGUGUUUAAAAUCAAGCACACAGCCAUGCAAUCUCCAUAGACAAACUUUGGCAGUAGAAUGGCCUUACUGAAGAGCUCAGUGACUUUCAACUUGGCACUGUCAUAGGAUGCCACCUUUCCAACAAGUCAGUUCGUCAAAUUUCUGCCCUGCUAGAACUGGUCCUGUGUUAUUUAUCUUCAUUGUGCGAGAGAUUUCUCUUUGUCUUCAUUUUGCUACUUUUCUAUACAGUAUGUAGACCUAUAGUUAAAAAAGCACACACUAUACAUAGAAGUCAUUAGACUCACAGUGGGCCAGACGCAGGGAGAUGUUGAGAGAACACACAGCAGUCCAUAGCUGAGAGCCAGGGACCUGACUCUAGGGCCUGAGGAACAACGCAUACAUUACCAUGGAAGCACCCUAACUAGGAAUCAUAACUCCAAAGACGUUUGACUAAUUUGAAUUCUUCAGAAUGUCUUUGUAACAAGAGAUACAAAGAAUUCAGAUUUGAAAAAUGUCUUCUCUUUUUAGUGAAAUAGAUGCCUAGCUGUGCCCAAAUGGCAUUCUAUUCCCUAUAGAGUGCACUACUUUUGAUCAGCCCCUGCAUCACUGAACAUGGUUGGAGUGGAGUUACUGACAUCAAAAACUCAUAAUUCCGGCGUCCCAGACACAGAUUAAGAGUCGGUCUUCGUAUUGACAUACGUUGCUGGAUCCUCAAAGGUUUGUUUCAGCCUCAUCGAUCCUAGGGAAUAGGGUGUCAUUGAGGACGCACACCUAGACUAGUGAAGUCAUCACUGACCAUUCACUAGUCACUUGUGAUAUCUUAGAAGAAUGCUUUGUCAUAGGCUAAUGUCGUGUUUGAUUCCUUAGAAGUGAGAUCUGAUCAUCUACUCAGCAUGACUGCAAUAAAGACGUGAUUGUGUGUGUGAUUGUGUGUGUGUGUGUGUGUAUGUGUGUGUGUGUGCGUGCGUGUGACCUCCCUCAUAGCUAACGCUUCCAACAGAUGUCCAACUGCAUGCCAGUGUACAGACACACUAACCCCCUAUCACCCUCUCCUCCUCAGUAUUAAGUUGUGAGGCGGCCACGCAGACCACCGAGACUUCCACCCAGACUUCCCAGUCCGCCCUGGCCGCCCAGUCCUCUCGGACCCAGACAGUGACCCUCCGGCGGGGAGGUAAAGGCCCUCAGCGGCCCCGGCCCUCCUCCAUGGUGGACUACCAGAGCUACAUACACACCCAGGAGCUGGUCAGUAGGUUCCUGGAGCAGCCGGCCCACUGCAGCCUGACCCCUGAGGUCCAGGAACUGGUGGACAGCAUCCGCAGUGUGCUGCGCUCCGACCAGGAACACAUGGAGGAGGCCGUACGCUGUGCCAGCUACAUAGAACAGGUAUAGAGGCUAAAUAAAACAGGUAGAGGAUACAUAGAACCAGACCUGGGACAACUAUAGUUUUACCUAUGCUUCGUGGAAAAAAAAAAAAUAAUGGGGGAACAAAUAGACUACAAAUGACUUUUUUACUUUUUUAAACUAUUGAAUACAGAUCUCAGAAAGUUACUACUUUUUCUAAACUAUUUGAAUACAGAUCUGAGAACGCAACUACUUUUUUUUUUUUAUACAGAUCUCAUGAAGUGAAUACUUUUCUGAAGCUAUUGGGUUUGCUGCCUUCAACUAAUGGCAGGGCUGUAUCUGCAACUGCAUGUUGAAGAUAGAAAUAGAAUGAAUAGCUAACAAAAUCUCCAAUCUUUCUUAGUCAUAUUUGAUCUACACAAUACUUUUCUAUCUGAACAUUCUGUAAAUAUCUAGUCUCCUGAAUGUCUAUUGCCCCAGGUGUACAUAAUCAAGUCAAACCAAUGAACCAAUUAUAUUUUGUACAGAUAAGUAUAAAUAAGUUGUGACACUCAUCCCACACUCAGUUUCCCAAACUCGGUCCUCGGGACCCCAAGGAGUGCACAUUUUGGUUUUUGCCCUAGAACUACACAGCUGAUUCAAAUAAUUAACUAUUCAUCAAGCUUUGAUCAUUUGAAUCAGCUGUGUAGUGUUAGGGCAAAAACCAAACCAUGCAUUCCUUGGGGUCCCUAGGACAGAGUUUGGGAAACUCUGAAUUAACCAAUGAUAUUUUGCUAAGAUAAGUAUAAAUAUGUUAUACAAAAGCUAUUUUAAAACAUUGCAAAUAGCAAGUUGGAUUAUUAGCUAAAUCAACUUCUAACCUCUGUCCAUCUGAGGGCAAGUGUUCUUAUUUCAAACACACACUAUACCACCUUUAAAAGGAUAGAUUACUCAGAAUACAAACUAACACAUUUUCCCCCUACCUUGGCUGUAGUUCAUUACAUUUUUUAAAUAUUCUUUAAAUGGGAUAUUUUGUUUCCUUUCAACACUUAGCCAUAUUUUGUUACUGUUAGCGUUCUCAGUAACACUUAACAUUAAACUGUUCUUGUGCCUGUGUAAUAAAGCUGUAAUUACUUUUGGAGCAACAUUUUAUUAGCAUGCUACAUCAUUCUUUGGUUAUUGCAUAAUGAGCUGAGAGUUUUUAAGUACUGUACACAAGGAAUAGUGACUGUUCCUUAUUCCACUUAUGUAAUAACGCCAUUAUUAUGCCAUUAUAAAGCCAUUUCCAAAGUCAUACUUAACAACAAUGUUGCUAUUGUAAUAAUCACAAAGUUACUACACAUGUAUAAGAACUUGAUGUCAAGUGUUACUCUAUUAAGUGUCUAACUCAUUAUGAAAAUAUAUGUGUUAGUCAUUUUGAAGCUGCAAAAGUGGCCUACUUUAAUGGUGAGGUGAUUCCAUGUCCCUCAUGUAUUUAAUUGUAGGCUAUACGCUAUAUUAAGAUUCAUAUCUGAGAGCCCUCCAAACCAUGUGCUAAUGAUAAUAUAUUUAGACAAAUUCAACUAACUGUUGUAGCUUUUGGUUUUCAAAAUACUUUCAAAGAUGAUUUGGUUUUCUGAGACCUGUAUGAAUAUCAAAGAAAAUAGUUGCCUUUUAGUUUAAACUCUAUAUAAACUAUAUUCGUCUACUUCAAGUAUUUGAAAAGUUGGUAUUUUCAAAUAAACUACAAAAUACAACUAUUUUCUGCACAGGUCUCCAUAGAACAGGUAGAUGCUACAUAGAACAGGUAGAAGGUACAUAGAAGAGGUAGAAGGUACAUAGAACAGUUAGAACAGGUAGAGGAGUGGAGGAUGGAGGGAGAGGGGGUGAGAAGGAUGAGUAGGUGAGAAAGAGGAGAUAAGAAGAGAUACAGUUGAAGUCGGAAGUUUACAUACACUUAGGUUGGAGUCAUUAAAACUCGUUUUUCAACCACUUCACAAAUGUCUUGUUAACAAACUAUCGUUUUGGCAAGUUGGUUAGGACAUCUACUUUCUGCAUGACAAAAGUAAGUUUUUCCAACAUUUGUUUACAGACAGAUUAUUUCACUUAUAAUUCACUGUAUCACAAUUCCAGUGGGUCAGACGUUUACAUACACUAAGUUGACUGUGCCUUUAAACAGCUUGGAAAAUUCCAGAAAAUUAUGUCAUGGCUUUAGAAGCUUCUGAUAGGUUAAUUGACAUAAUUUGAGUCAAUUGGAGAUGUACCUGUGGAUCUAUUUCAAGGCCUACCUUCAAACUCAGUGCCUCUUUGCUUGACAUCAUGGGAAAUCAAAUUAAAUCAGCCAAGACCACAGAAAAAAAAAAUGGUAGACCUCCACAAGUCUGGUUCAUCCUUGGGAGCAAUUUCCAAAUGCCUGAAGGUACCACGUUCAUCUGUACAAAUAAUAGUACGCAAGUAUAAACACCAUGGGACCACACAGCCGUCAUACCUCUCAGGAAGGAGACGCGUUCUGUCUCCUAGAGAUUAACAUACUUUGGUGCGAAAAGUGCAAAACAAUCCCAGAACAACAGCAAAGGACCUUGUGAAGAUGCUGGAGGAAACAGGUACAAAAGUAUCUAUAUCAACAGUAAAACAAGUCCUAUAUCGACAUAACCUGAAAGGCCGCUCAGCAAGGAAGAAGCCACUGCUCCAAAACCGCCAUAAAAAAGCCAGACUACAGUUUGCAACUGCACAUGGGGACAAAGAUUCUUGGAGAAAUGUCCUCUGUCUGAUGAAACAAAAAUAGAAGUGCUUGGCCAUAGUGACCAUCGUUAUGUUUGGAGGAAAAAGGGGGAACUUGCAAGCCGAAGAACACCAUCCCAACCGUGAAGCACGGGGGUGGCAGCAUCAUGCUGUGGGGGUACUUUGCUGCAGGAGGGACUGGUGCACUUCACCAAAUAAAUGGCAUCAUGAGGAAGGAAAAUUAUGUGGAUAUAUUGAAGCAACAUCUCAAGACAUCAGUCAGGAAGUAAAAGCUUGGUCGCAAAUGGGUCUUCCAAAUGGACAAUGACCCCAAGCAUACUUCCAAAGUUAGCCAAAAAGGCUUAAGGACAACAAAGUCAAGGUAUUGGAGUGGCCAUCACAAAGCCCUGACCUCAAUCCUAUAGAAAAUAUGUGGGCAGAACAGAAACGGUGUGUGCGAGCAAGGAGGCCUACAAACCUGACUCAGUUACACCAGCUCUGUCAGGAGGAACGGGCCAAAAUUCACCCAACUUAUUGUGGGAAGCUUGUGGAAGGCUACCGGAAAUGUUUGACCCAAGUUAAACAAUUUAAAGGCAGUGCUACCAAAUUCUAAUUGAGUGUAUGUAAACUUCUGACCCACUGGGAAUGUGAUGAAAUAAAUAAAAGCUUAAAUAAAUCCUUCUCUCUACUAUUAUUCUGACAUUUCACAUUCUUAAAAUAAAGUGGUGAUCCUAACUGAUGUAAGACAGGGAAUUUGUAAUAGGAUUAAAUGUCAGGAAUUGUGAAAAACUGAUUUUAAAUGUAUUUGGCUAAGAUGUAUGUAAACUUCCGACUUCAACUGUACAUUUGAGUGAAUUUAUGUGUGAACUAUCCCUUUAAACUGGGUCAUUAUAUCCUCCUCUCCUCUCCAGGUGAUCACAGUAUCAGAGAGAGCAGCAGCCCCAGCUCCAGCCCUCCCCCAGCCCCUGUCCCUCCCCAGGCCCCGCUCCAGACCCUCUGCCCCCCUGUUGGACUGUUCCUCCCAGACCCUGCCCCAGCCCCUCCAGAAGAGACCCGGACUGCUGCACCUCAGGAGCUGUGGGGACCUCAGCACCUUCACCUGGGUGGAACAGCAGCAACUAGAGGCCAGGCAGGGUGGUGGCUCUGGCUCCAGGUCCUGGUCUAAAGCUGGGUCUAGAGCGGGUUCUAGAGUCGGUUCUAUGUCGACGGCACGGGCGGGCUCACACCUGGAUCAUCAUGAGCGCCCCCACAGUCUCAUAGGGGUGUUCAGGGAAACUGUGCUCUGA